AUGGGAAAAAGGCUUCGACACAUGCUGAUUUUCCUUCUCAUUAUCCUGAAGGAACUCAACGUGCCAGAAGCUUUCUGCGACAAGUGUAACAAACCAUCAUCAUUCUGCAGAAAGGGCCUCACCAGCGUCCCUCAGAACCUCCCAACAUCCAUCGCUAAGUUGAAUUUAGCAAUGAACCUUAUUACAAUAGGAAAUCUUCAGUCAGGUGCAUUUAGAAACCUACCCAAGCUACAAUCUUUACAUCUGGACGAAAACCAGAUAACAAUGUUACAAGCUGGUACAUUUGGCAAUAUACCCAAGUUACAGUCUUUAAGCCUGGAGGAAAACCGUAUCACAAUGAUACAGCCUGGUGCAUUUGGUAACCUACCCCAGCUACGUAAGUUAUAUCUGUACCAAAACCAGAUAACAAUAAUUCGGCCUGGUACAUUUGCAAAUCUACCACAGCUGCAAGAUUUGCACCUUGACGACAACCAGAUAACUACGAUCCACCCUGGUGCAUUUGCAAAUCUGCCCCUAUUUAAACGUUUGAAACUUCAGAACAACAAGCUGUCGACCUUUCCAUUGUCAGCUCUCAGCCCGUUCCUAUCUAUUAUUACCAUCAAACUUGCCAGGAACCCCUGGCAGUGUGACUUGCCACAUACAUACGCCUACAUAAAGGACCCUAUAGAAACGACCAGUGAUCAGACAGGGCAGGGGCAAGCUCAGGCCAUCACUGAUUCCAACACAACAGGUACUGUGGUGACCAGUAGUGAUGAUAACCAGUAUGUGGAUAUGGACAAUCAUGUUACGACUGGGCAGGGAAGGAGACAGAUGGGCAACCAAUGA
This is a messenger RNA of Branchiostoma belcheri (Belcher's lancelet), 825 nucleotides long. RefSeq names its product leucine-rich repeat-containing protein 24-like. Gene Ontology annotation, molecular function: protein binding. Bases 1 to 825 code for a protein of 274 amino acids. The record is from RefSeq and is a predicted model, not a curated record. The transcript has 4 exons. Lineage: Eukaryota; Metazoa; Chordata; Leptocardii; Amphioxiformes; Branchiostomatidae.